CUCCUCCCCUCAUCUCUACACCCGCCACAGUAUAAAACACAGACACACUCACCUCACCUCUCACACUCCUGAGCUGAGCACAUCACUGCACUCCAGAAGACUACCUGCUCCAAAGCCAACCACCAGCAUCCAGCAACAUGCCGGUCAACUUGGCCAUUGAUACUCCUUUGGAACCGGGCAACAAACUACAGAUAUGUGGCAUCAUUCCUCAGGAAGCUAGAGUCAUUGACAUAGGACUGGGCAGCAGUUGGAAUGACUUGUCAUUGUGCAUGAUCAUUCGCUUUCAUGACGGCACAGUGGGAUUCAACACCAGAGCGGAUGGGAAAUGGGGCGAGGAAAUUGUACAUUCCAACCCUUACAAGCAGGGCGGCAAGUUUGAGGUCACUGUGGACUACACUGAGCAAAACUUCGUAGUCAUGAUGGAAGGGAAAACGCUGACUAUACCUAACCGCUUGAACACUGUCAAGACAAAGCUGAUCUUGGUGAAAGGCGACCUGGAGCUCCACCACUUCACUUUGAACCCCAAGGCUUUCCCUCCGGACCAGGGCAACAAACUACACAUCUCUGGCAUCAUCACUCAGGAUGCCUACCGCAUUCAAGUGGGACUGGUCGGUGAACUGGGCUGUGACAGCGAAAACUUCUCAUUCUACAUGGACUUUCGCUUCCAUAACGACACAGUGGUCUUCAACACCAGUAAGGAUGGACAUUGGGGCGAGCAGAUUAUACAUCCCAACCCUUACAAGCAGGGCGACAAGUUGGAGGUCACUGUGGACUGCACUGAGGACAACUUUGUAGUCAUGAUGGAAGGGAAAAAGCUGACUAUACCUAACCGCUUGAACACUGUCAAGAUAAAGCAGAUCAUGGUGACAGGCGAUCUGGAACUCCACCGCUGCACUGUGGAACCCCAGCUGAAGGCUGUCUAUUGGAUCACUAAGACCCCUGUGUACCGGGGCAACAAACUACAGAUCUCUGGCGCCAUCCCCCGGGGUGCAAACUGCAUUCAAGUGGGACUGGGCAGUGAACUGGAAUGUGACAACGAAAACUUGUCAUUCUACAUGGACUUUCGCUUCCAUAGCGACACCGUGGUCUUCAACACCAGAGAGGAUGGAUAUUGGGGCGAGGAAAUGAUACAUCCCAACCCUUACAAGCAGGGCGGCAAGUUGGAGGUCACUGUGGACUACACUGGACCAAACUACGUAGUCAUGAUGGAAGGGAAACUGCUGACUAUACCUAACCGCUUGAACAAUGUCGAGAUAAAGCAGAUCAUGGUGAAAAACGAUCUGGAACUCCACUGCCUCACUUUGGAACCCCCUCCAACUAGGUCGGCCAUCUCUGAGGACAGCAGUUCUUGUUACCUAAAGGCCUCCACAUAGCUAGUUAGGCUGUGGCCAUGUUACAUGUAUUAUGGCUAAAAUGUAACCUCUAAUAAUAAUCAGUGAAAAUAAAUAUAUUGUC
This is a messenger RNA of Engraulis encrasicolus (European anchovy), 1455 nucleotides long. RefSeq names its product 32 kDa beta-galactoside-binding lectin-like. The coding region runs from base 138 to 1373 and encodes 411 amino acids. The record is from RefSeq and is a predicted model, not a curated record. The transcript has 10 exons. Gene Ontology annotation, molecular function: carbohydrate binding. NCBI's taxonomy places the organism in Eukaryota, Metazoa, Chordata, Actinopteri, Clupeiformes, Engraulidae.